AACCACUUCCUUCGCGCAUUCUAAAAGUUCCCGACUGCCACUAACUCAUUCGUCUUUCCUCUCCCCAUCCUGGUUUGAAUUCCAAAUUCCAUUCUGGGUGCGAAGACAGUAACGGACAUGUCUCGCUUUUAACACUCACAAGCAUUUGUGACUCUGGGAGAAGAGUGUACGUUGCAUCAGCUGCAUAGCUGCCUUGAGUCACUGCAUUCAGUUACCCAAGGAAACGACAUGGCCCUAGUAACUACUCGACUAGAACUUCUUGCAGUCUGCAGCCAGCUGAAAGAGAGCGUAUGGUGUGUGGAUGAGCAUAUGAAACACUGCUUCACAUCAACUCAGAGGAAAGUUUUCAAUCACGUGGUUGCGGGAGCCAGGCAGUUCCUCCUAGAACUUUGUGUCCCGGGACUCAUUCAAGAAGGCUAUUUAAAGCAUGCUCCUUGCUAUAGAAACGUGACUUUAUCUGAAAACAAGUGUGCGCCUCUGUAUCGACAUUUAAUUGAGCUGUCAGAGAAUGUGGAUGAGAAAAGAAAUGUCGAUGAUGGACUCAGAAAAUCUUGUUGCGCUUUCAACGACUUCGUGCUCUGUAAGCUUAUUCAUGUCAGCCGAGAUUGUGGACAAGAGGCAGCUGACUAUCUACAACAACAUUUGGAUCGCAUAUCCAGUCCGUUGAUCCAUGAACAUUGUGCCCACUACACCUAUGCUGAGAAUUCUUGUUCAACGUCAACUUCUCACUCAACCCCUACCUCUUUCACUUCUCCUUUGACACUAAUGACCAUUGCUGUUGGGUGCUUAUUUGAACACUGGAUGAUUCCGCACUGAAAGACUUCUUGCAAGUUCUAAUAUUUAAGAUAUACAUUAAUUUAAGAAACUGUUCUGCACAGACCCGAAUCGUGGUAAAUAGGAUUUGCCAGUCUUUUGAAAAUGUCUUCUCUUCAAUGAGGAAACACACCAUGUGUUGCACAUUGUCGCGCUAAGACGAAUAGUUUUAUCGGGUACAUCUUCUUAAAGUAUGCUACUGCUCAAAAUGUAAGCAACAAAACGAUCGAAUUUCGGGAAUAAAUUUGUCAACUAUACCGAAAACAGAAAAAUAUUAAGUAAAAGGAAAAUGCUCGGAUUGUAGAAUUUUUAUUCUGAUAGGCUAAAUGAAAUGAAAUAUUCGAACAUUAUGCUUUCUAAAUAGACGACAGUGAACAGAAUACCAAGUUUCAUGACGACUGCCCUUGUGUACCAAUACUUUAAUCACAUUUUAUAGUAGUAUUUCCCAUUUUUAAAAAACUCUUAUCGAAACUUCAGAAAAAUAUGUAGCGAGAGAUUGUGACUUGAAGUCAUUUUCCUAAUAUUUCUGAUACAAUUUUUAUCUUAUAUAUAUAAAAGUCACUUAAGAUCUUUGUUGUGCGGUACCCGGCACCAAGUUUUCUCUUAUUAAAGUAGUCGAAAAUCAUUCUAGAGAUUAAAUUGGGAUUAUUCAAUAAAAAUGAAACUACCUACAUUGAUUUGCGAUCCAUAUCAAAAGCAUCAAUAAUCAUUCUGGAGAUUAUAUUGUGACUUGUUAGUAAAAAAGGAAUUAAUGCCAUUGAUAUAAGUUUCAUUUUUGAGAACGGGUAAUAGGCAUAAACACUUGGCCUACCUGCUACAAUGCUUUCUUGUAAAGGCUACGAGACAUGGAUAGCGCUUAUUUUGUUUUCAACGGAUACUUGCAGCUUAAUGCAUUCAUCGUGAGUGGCGAAUAUCAAUCGGUCAUUUAGCUUUCUCAUCUCCGCAAAGGUUGCCAGGAUGCACCACAAGACGACUGUCUCCUCUUUCCCUUCCACCAAACCUCUCGAGAGCUUCCCUUACUAUCCCUCUUCUCCUACCACACAAUAUCCGCCUCUGUUUGAUCAGUAUUUUAUUAUUUAGUACAUUAUGCACUUACGAACAUCUGAGCUUUCUCUGGGAUUCGAGCCCAUCCUCAAUGAUACAGCAGACAGUAGCGCUAACCACUAUGCCGAUCAAAGCGGAUAGACACUGAUAGUUGACAUACCAGUCUUCCUGAAGGAGACGAAAAUUUAAGAGUCAUUUGUCAGCCUGUCUGUAAAUUACGAUGUCUUUUAAGUCGGAAAGCCAUUGUGUAAGAUUUCAUCGCCCUUUGUGGUGCGGAUCCGUGUCUUCUGAAAGUGAAUUGAAUCUUCUGACAGCGAUUUCAAAUCUGCGUAUGAAAUUACGCUGGUCAUUGCCUUGUUUUACCAUAUCUGCUAGCUUCCAACCACUUCUAAAUUUCCUGCAACCCUCUAUCACAUUUCAUAAUACAAAUGGCUACCUUCCAUUUUUCUGAUAUUCACAUUUCGCGACUUUAAGGGGAAAUCAAUUUCUAAAUACGCUUCGCUUGGCUUCGACUACGGAAAUAUUUAUUCAAAUCAUUGCAUAUUUGAAAUCACUAUUGCAUUUUAAAUUACUAUGAAAGCUUAAAAUCUGAAUAUUAAAUCUGAACUAGCAAUUUUUCAUUUGUUGCUGGUUUUUGAGCAGUAAGUAUUCUAAAAAUAAUUAUUUGAAGAUGAAGAAAGUCUAAAAACGCCUGAAGUCAAUGAAGAAUGCGACAUAAACAAACAGUUGACUCAACACAAUUUUCUAAUACUGGAGAAAUGUUAACACAGCAAGCAUCUUAUAAAUCUGAAACAACCUGAAAUCUGAAACAACCUGAAAGCUCAACCUGAAAUUUUGAGCUUUCUAAAUUUUAAAUAUCUGGAGGGGGGAAAAACAUGAAGUAGUGCAAAGUAGCAUUCAAUUAAAGAUCCGAUCAUCAAAUGCAAAUUAAAAGAUUAUUUUAUUCUACUACCUCAAAACCAUGCAUUUUAAAAACAGUAAGGUUAGUAUUUUUAUCAGAUAAGAAGGACGAAUGAGCAUAAACAUCCUUUUGAAUUGAUUACAUGAGGGACUUCUGUAACAUGCAAUAUAUACUUCCAGCAAAGAUUUACAAAUAUUAAAAUAACAAAUAUUAUACGAAAUUAACAACUAAAUAAUUUAUUAUAUUAAUUUUUAUCUUAUAAAAUUUCCUGAUAAAUAAUCAAAAAUUAACUUCGAUAUUCUUUAAUAUAAAAUUAAAAAUUUUGCCGUUUAUUCAGAGCAAGUUAAUGUAUAAAAAUAUUGUAGUUGCUAAAGUAAAGAUAUAAUAAAUGUGAGAUCUUUGCUAGGCAUGAAAUCUAAAUAUUGUGCUGCAGAGUUAUGAGGUUUUUCUUGAUGUCAGGAAACAUGAAAAAUGUGCAAUGCUGUCGCCGCGACUCAAACACUGGACCUUUCGUAUACGCGUCGAGUAUGCGUCCAUUUCUGAAGGCAUACGGAAAGGAGGGAGAAAAUACCUUAGAGUGCAAUUAUGAUUGCACGAUUAUGUUUUGGAUUUUGAAAUGAGAAAUUAUCAACUCGUUAUAUGUGCAAUAGAUUAAUACAAAUAUUCUAAAGAGAAAUUGUCGCCUUUUUUAUUUAAUAAAUUAAACAGAUGAAAUUAUUA
Messenger RNA from Stegodyphus dumicola, 3478 nucleotides. RefSeq lists its product as uncharacterized. The record is from RefSeq and is a predicted model, not a curated record. Lineage: Eukaryota; Metazoa; Arthropoda; Arachnida; Araneae; Eresidae.